Messenger RNA from Candida tropicalis MYA-3404, 2469 nucleotides. RefSeq lists its product as uncharacterized. Bases 1 to 2469 code for a protein of 822 amino acids. Gene Ontology annotation, molecular function: beta-mannosidase activity. NCBI's taxonomy places the organism in Eukaryota, Fungi, Ascomycota, Pichiomycetes, Serinales, Debaryomycetaceae. The transcript has a single exon. Gene Ontology annotation, biological process: glycoprotein catabolic process; carbohydrate metabolic process. The record is from RefSeq and is a predicted model, not a curated record.
AUGUCAAAUGGACUUCAAAAUUGGGAAUUUAGAACAUUAACCAACCAUCCAAAUUCCACAUUGGAAAUAAAUAAAUGGUACAAUACAUCACCUGUUUCUAGAUCACAUCAAGUACAUGUAGAUUUAUUAUAUAAUGAUCUUAUCCCUGAUCCAUUUAUAAAUGAUUAUGAAACUAAUUUAAAAUGGAUAAGUGAAUUAAAUUGGCAAUAUCGAUGUAUAUUCGAUUCAUCUAGUAGUGAUAUUAAUGAAACAAUGGUGCUAAUAUUUGAAGGAAUUGAUACUUUUGCAACUAUUCAAUUGAAUAAUGAAACUAUUUUAACGACAGAUAAUGCAUUUCAUAAAUAUAAUGUCCCAGUUAAUAUUCAAGAUCAUAAUGAAUUGAUAAUUACCUAUGAAAGUAGUUUUAAAAAAGGAAAAAUUUUGGAAAAGAAAUAUGGAAAAAAUCCAGUUUGGAAUGGAGAUUCAUCUAGAGUAUAUGUUAGAAAACCACAAUAUCAAUAUGGUUGGGAUUGGGGACCGAUAUUAAAUACGUUUGGAUUUGAAUCAGUGAAAUUAAUCAGUAGCGUUAAUUAUAUUGAUGAUUUCUUUGUUGGAUAUAAAUUGAAUGAUGAAUUAGACACUGUGGAAUUAUCAUUGGAAUUACUGUUUUUAUCUACACCAACUUGUUUGGAUGUUAAGAUUGAAAUAAAAGAUAAUGUGGGGGAUUACGUGGGUGUUGUAGAAUCACAAAAUGUGGAGAAAUACACUCAAUUGGGUUACACAUUAUCAAAUGUGAAACUAUGGUAUCCUAUCCAUCAAGGUAAUCAAUCAUUAUACACAUUUGAUGUUAUUAUCAAUGGAGUGCUAAAACAAACAAAGAGAGUUGGUUUUAGAAAAGUUGAAUUAAUACAAUCAGAUGAUGAAUUAGGUCGAUCGUUUUAUUUCAGGAUAAAUAACAAACCUAUACAUAUUUUAGGUACUAAUUGGAUACCUGCUCAUUCAUUCACAUCAAAAUUGACUCCGAAUGAUUAUUCACAAUGGAUGGAAUUAGUUGCCAAUGGUGGUUACAAUUUGAUAAGAAUAUGGGGUGGUGGUCAGUAUGAGAAUUCUCGAUUGUAUGAAUUGUGUGAUGAACUUGGUAUUAUGAUUUGGCAAGAUUUCAUGUUUGCUUGUGGUGUGUAUCCUGAUAUAAUUAUUGAUUCUGUUAAGAAAGAAGUACAUGAUCAACUUAUGAGAUUGCGGCAAUAUUGCUCUAUCAUCAUCUAUGCUGGAAAUAAUGAAGAUUAUCAAAUUGCAGAAGCUGAAAAACUCGAUACCAAUAAUGUAACACAAUUCCCAGCCAAGAUAAUCUAUGAAGAUGUGAUUCCUUCAUAUGUUACUAAACUAUGCAACCAAACUCCUUAUCAUUUUGGAUCACCUUAUUCCGACAAUACACAUAAAUCAUCGGAUCCAAAUAUAGGUGAUUUACAUCAAUGGAAUGUUUGGCAUGGUGAUCAUGAAGCAUAUCAAAACUGGCCACAGUUGACUGGUAGGUUUGUAUCUGAGUUUGGAAUGUUAUCACUUCCUUCAAUGCGUACAUUAAACACAUACAUUGACGAAUCACAAUUAUAUCCAAAUUCAACUAUGCUUGAUUUUCAUACUCGUGCUGCAGGUAGGGAAUAUUUGGAUACCUAUGUUUGGGAUAAUUUCCCUAAACCACAAAUUCUUACUAUUGAAUCGUGGAUAUACUUAACUCAGUUAAUGCAAUCAGAUGCAUUAAGUUUUGCUUAUAGAUACUGGAGAAGGAAUUGGUUAGAUUAUAAGACUGGUGGAAUUAUCGUUUGGCAAUUGAAUGAUUGUUGGCCAAGUAUAUCCUGGUCCACGGUUGAUUUUCUUAAAAUACCUAAAUUGUCAUAUUAUGGAAUCAAAAGGGAGAUAAGUGAGAUUCUGAUCGGAUGUUAUCGAAGCAAAGUGGACAUGAAAUCUGAACACAUUCAAAAUACAUUCAGUAAUGGAUAUGAAUUGGAUAUUUGGGGAUUUGGAAAUGACAAAAAUUUGACGUUGGAGAUUGAGUUCUACAACGAAUUAGGUGAUAUUUAUUUCGCUAAUAAGAUUGAUGGUUUAAAUUUCACUACUAAUCAAGUCAAUACCAUAAUUGAAAAUCAUCAUCAUUAUCACCAAUUAUACGACAAAACAAUCGUAUACAUUAAACUAUUCAAAAACAAUCAAAUCAUUGCACGCUCGAGUGAUUGGCCACAACCAUUGAAACAUCUCCCAUGGAAGAAACAUUCCGCAGUUAUAUCAAUUGAGCAUCUUGGAAAUGGUGAGUUUGAAAUUACAACCAGUAAACCGAUUAAAGGAUUUGAAUUGUAUUUUCAAGAAUGUAAUUAUUUAUUUAAUGAUAAUGGAAAAGAUAUAUUUCCUAAAGAUCCACAAAUUAUAAAAGUUAUUAAUUUUAAUCAAUCUGAUUUAUCCAAAUUGAAAUAUCAUCACCUAGGUACAAUUCUAUAA